UUUUCUGGCAGAGUUGUGCUUGUGUUUUUCUGCAGGGAAGGAUGGCUCGUACUAAGCAGACCGCUCGUAAGUCCACCGGUGGGAAGGCGCCUCGUAAGCAGCUGGCUACUAAGGCUGCCAGGAAGAGCGCUCCAGCCACCGGCGGCGUGAAGAAGCCUCACCGCUACCGCCCUGGCACUGUGGCUCUCCGCGAGAUCCGCCGCUACCAGAAGUCCACCGAGCUGCUGAUCCGCAAGCUGCCCUUCCAGCGCCUGGUGCGUGAAAUCGCCCAGGACUUUAAGACCGAUCUGCGCUUCCAGAGCUCGGCCGUGAUGGCCCUGCAGGAGGCGAGCGAGGCUUACUUGGUGGGCCUCUUUGAGGAUACCAACCUCUGCGCCAUCCACGCCAAGCGGGUCACCAUCAUGCCCAAAGACAUCCAGCUGGCCCGCCGCAUCCGUGGGGAGAGAGCUUAAAUCUGCCCAAACCGAUAGGGGCUCUUGCCUCAAAAACCCCAAAGGCUCUUUUAAGAGCCACCACAUGUUCUUGGGAAAGUGCUGAAUAUACAUUUAUAAAUCUA
Molecule: messenger RNA, 556 nt
Organism: Hemicordylus capensis (graceful crag lizard)
Lineage: Eukaryota; Metazoa; Chordata; Lepidosauria; Squamata; Cordylidae
Product: histone H3
Exons: 1
Coding region: 42-452 (136 amino acids)
Cellular component (GO): nucleosome
Molecular function (GO): protein heterodimerization activity; structural constituent of chromatin; DNA binding
Source: RefSeq, a predicted model, not a curated record